AACCUCUUUACUCUCUCUCUAAGCCUCGCCGAAACCGUUUUCUAAUAGAAAGAAAGAAGUUCCGGUGCGGUGGCUUUUAAGCCGUCUCCGCCGUCAUUUUCUCUAACUCCGGCGAGAAAAUAAAAGUUGAUCGAUCAUGGGGUCCGAGAGGGCUCUCUUUGAGCUGCACGGCGACGAAGAAGACGACGAUAACAACAACAACCACAACGCCGCCACCGUCAGUGGCGGCGAAGAUGAUAACAAGGUGUUCGUCGGAGUCCCAAUCCCGGCGGCGGCGGCGCCCGGCGGCAAUCAGAUUUCCUUCGCUCACCACCAUUAUCAUUACCCCCACACUAAUAAUAAUCAGAUAUCUUUUGGAAUGCUCCACUCCUCCCCUUCUUCUUCUACCAAUUUCAUGAGCAAGGAUAGCAGUGGAGGAGCAUAUGAUUUGGGAGAAUUAGACCAAGCCCUUUUUCUCUAUCUUGAUGGUCAUCAAGAACCUUCAUCAUCAAUCCAAGAUCAAAGAAGGGCAGAUAAUUGUGGGAUGAGGCCACCCACUCUCAACAUUUUCCCUUCACAACCCAUGCAUGUCGACCCAUCAUCAUCUUCAACAACUCAUCAUCAUCAUCAUAACAAUAAGGAGAGUGGUGGAAUGCUAGUGUCGUCUCUCGAGACGGAGGCGGCGGCGCGGGGCAACGCGAAAAACGAAGUGGCCUCCCUCCAGCCUUGUGCAUCCGUUCCAAACCCUCCCAAAGGGUCUACUAAGCGGGAAGGAAGCCGCCGGUCUUCCUCCUCCACCGCCGGCGACCACGACAGUCCAAAAACUCCUGAUCCUAAGACAUUGAGGAGACUUGCUCAAAAUAGAGAAGCAGCUAGGAAAAGCAGACUUAGGAAAAAGGCAUAUGUUCAACAAUUAGAGACAAGUAGAAUCAAGCUGACACAACUGGAACAAGAAAUCCAACGAGCCAGGGCUCAAGGAAUUUAUUUUGGUGGAGGUUCAUUAUUAGGAGGAGAACAAGGUCUUCCUCUCAUGGGCAACAUAAGCUCAGAUGCGGCGGUGUUCGACCUGGAGUACGCACGGUGGAUGGAGGAGGACCACCGGCUGAUGUGCGAGCUCCGGGGGGCGGUGCAAGAGCACUUGCCGGAGAAUGAGUUGAGGUUGUACGUCGACAACUGCCUGGCCCACUAUGACCAGAUGUUCAGCCUCAAGAACAUCAUUCUCAAAUCCGACGUCUUCCACCUCGUCUCCGGCAUGUGGAGAACUCCGGCCGAGCGCUGCUUCAUGUGGAUGGGCGGUUUCCGGCCCUCUGAACUUCUCAAGGUAAUAAUAGGGCAAAUAGAGCCGAUAACAGAGCAGCAGCUGAUAGGGCUAUGCGGCCUGCAGCAGUCGACCCACGAGGCGGAGGAGGCGCUGUCGCAGGGACUGGCGGCGCUGAACCAGUCACUUUCCGACACCAUUAUCGCCUCCGACUCCCUCCUCCUCUUCACCUACGCCAAUAAUUCCAACAUCGCCACCGCCAACUUCAUGGCCCACAUGUCCGCCGCCGUCAACAAACUCGCCGCCCUCGAAGGCUUCGUCCGCCAGCACUUAAUGGUUCAGACUGUUUGUUUCAGCCUCUUAAUGGUUCAGAUGUCUGAAUGGUUAAGAGAUUUGCCUCUGAAUGGUUAAGUAUUAUACAGAGUCUGAAUGGUUAAGAGCUCUUAUCUGAAUUGAUCAGACAUUUGCCUCUGAAUAGUUAAACAAUAUACUAGCUCUUAAUGG
Messenger RNA from Cuscuta campestris, 1741 nucleotides. NCBI's taxonomy places the organism in Eukaryota, Viridiplantae, Streptophyta, Magnoliopsida, Solanales, Convolvulaceae. The record is from the annotation of a GenBank genome assembly.